Molecule: messenger RNA, 1275 nt
Organism: Arachis ipaensis
Lineage: Eukaryota; Viridiplantae; Streptophyta; Magnoliopsida; Fabales; Fabaceae
Source: RefSeq, a predicted model, not a curated record
AUGGAUCAAAAUAAUAUAAAUUCUGAUGAUGAUGGAGAAGAUACAAUCGAGAUGAGUGCAACUUCAAAUAAAAAAGGAAUGAGUCUUGACAUGUAUUUUAAGGUACAUGGGAUAAAUUUGGAAGAUGAAGAAGAUGAGGAAGAUGAAGAAAAUGAGCUUGAUGAUAAUGCAAAUGAUGCGGGUAGUGGAGGACAAACUAGUAAUGAAGACUUAGGCACAAUAAAGAAGAAAACCCGUGGAAAAACUACGUGCAAAAAGCUUCAUGCCACAGAUUUUAAUGAUCGACGUGAGGUAGAAUUUUUUCAAGGGCAGCCUGUAGGUCCAACCAAUGCGGUUGUAUCUGACCUCAACCAACUAUUGGGCACAACAGUUAGAAACCCUCGUUUUGUGACUUUGUUAUAUACUAGUUGGCAUGGUGUGCCUAGUAAACUCAAAGAGGAAAUGUGGGAGUAUGCCAAUCAAAAGUUUAUUCUUCCCAUAAGUUCAAAGUCAUGGGUAAUGUGGGGAUUUUGUGGUGCAUGGAAAAAAUAUAAGAGAGAAAUAAAAAAAGAGCAUUUCGUGAAGUACAACACAAAGAAAGAAAUGAUAAAGAACCGGCCAUUAGAGAUUCCCGAGGUUCAAUUUCGCAAACUAAUUUGGUAUUGGAGUCUUCCGGCUAUCAAGGCUAUCUCUGCUAAGAAUACUAAAAAUAGGUUAAAACAAACAUGUCCUCACCGAAUGGGAUCCACAAAUUUUGGAAUAGUGCGUAAGCAGCUGCGCGACUCUAAAGAGAACAGUGAAGAACCAUCAAGGGCUGAAGUUUUCAUAGCAACUCGCACAAGUAAGAAAGGAAAAGAAAUUGAUGCUAAAACACAAGCCACAAUUACUGAACUUCAGAACCACUUAGAAGCAGGAGAAAAUGAAGAGGAUGCAUUUGUAGGAGUGUUAGGAAAGGACCAACCAGGUCGAGUUCGUUGUUAUGGGGCUUCGAUUACAAGAAGCUCUCUUAAAAAAGAUGAGGAGAUUCGCCACAUAAAAGUUGAAUAUAACACUAAGGUCUCAUCAUUAGAGAAGAAGAUGGAUGGUGUAUGUGGUUUAUUAAAGGUAUUGGUGCACCAACUCAACCUUGGAAUGAGCAAUGAAGAGGUAACAACCUUAGUUCAAGCUGCCCAAGAUUCUCCUUUGGAUACCUCAAGUAGCAAAGCAAGAAAUACUCCUCGCUCCUCCGAAGCAACUCACAUUCCACACAAAGAUGAUGGCACAGGUCAAAACAAUUUACCUUGCAAUGAUACAUGA